Messenger RNA from Drosophila novamexicana, 1331 nucleotides. RefSeq lists its product as uncharacterized. NCBI's taxonomy places the organism in Eukaryota, Metazoa, Arthropoda, Insecta, Diptera, Drosophilidae. The record is from RefSeq and is a predicted model, not a curated record. The transcript has 3 exons. The coding region runs from base 138 to 911 and encodes 257 amino acids.
CAACAAUUGAUCAAAAAGGCUGGGAAAAUCAUAAUUUUAAAUUAAAAGCAAAAAAUCAAAGAAACAAAGAAUUGUUCGGCGAAAGUGUUCGCAAAAUACGCAUAAAUUGCUCAAAAUAUGAUAUAAGUGCGCUGCAAAUGAUACAUAGAUACAUUGAGGAAGACGGCUGUGAAAACAACGACGACAGCGUCUGCGUCCCUUUCCACAGAGCCACUUUCGCAAGAUCCAGCAAGAUGAGCUUACGCACGCGUGCCCUUGUGUUCUCAACAUUCUUUGGCAGUUGUCUGGCCAUAGGAUUACUUUUGGCCAGCAUGACAACCAAUCAUUGGGUGCGCGCCUAUCCGCGGCGCGGCAAUUCGACGGAAGCCAAGGGUGAUGUCAACCUUGGCCUGUUCUAUGGGCAGCAUCACUUGAAUCCCGGCUUUGGUGUGCGCACCACUCAGAUUGAGGUUUAUAACUUCAUUCGCACCGAACACGGCGACACCAGCUUCUGGCUAUGGCUGCUCACCACACUUGGCACUGGAUUCGGGCUGUUGGCAUGCGCCAUAGCAGCCAUAGCCGCCGUGUUUAAGUCAGCGUCAGCAGCCAAAAAAGGCGGCACCAUGGUGCUCCUACUGGCGUCCAACGUGUCGGCGGCUUGUGCGCAGGUGAUUGCAUUUUUGGCCUGGCUAGUGCAGUUCUAUCAGUAUCUCACACACAAUGUGCUCUUGGCGGAGCACCAGCAACAGCAUUGGUACAGCAACGGUCUGGCCCAUCUGGGCUACAGCUUCUAUCUGGUUGUUAUUUCGUCAAUUGUGGUCUUGUUGAACAUAACAAUUCUGCUGUAUGCCAGACGCCGUGAGAAUCGCGAUCGUCAUCGCUCGGAGCCGCCAAGCAAAGACAAGAAUCAGGCGGCCAUAAUGCUGUACUAGGCAGAAGGCGGCCGGAAGUAUAAUCCUAAUGUAACCUCAAAUGGAAAUGUUCGAUCAAGCGUUGCAGUAACGAGCACCACAUAAUCUCAGCGGCUCAAUUGUUUGUGCCUUACUUAAAGAUGCCCUCUGCAUGCCACAUUAUAAAUAUCGAAUAUAUAUAUAUAUAUUAUUUUCUUAUCUUUCUCGUAGUCCGUAAGUCAACAUACAUAUGUACAUAUGUUUAAGGCCUGCUCAAGUCUGAUAAGCAUUUGAAUUGCACAACAAAACUUGAAACAAAACGCACGAUACAACUUUUACACGUACUAUUUAUACAAGUAUUUCAUGGCAUUUUAUACUCGAAUGUAUUCUUUAUACUCGUUUUAUAUAUACCCUUUUUCUGCUGCUUCUGAGCAGCGUAAUUGUGUUUUAUGUGCAUACAAA